Messenger RNA from Olea europaea var. sylvestris, 755 nucleotides. RefSeq names its product myb-related protein 306-like. Bases 171 to 755 code for a protein of 194 amino acids. The record is from RefSeq and is a predicted model, not a curated record. The transcript is spliced from 3 exons. Lineage: Eukaryota; Viridiplantae; Streptophyta; Magnoliopsida; Lamiales; Oleaceae.
UCCCUAUGACGAAUUAGUCAGCCCUUGGGCCUCUUCUAUAUAUAUUCCAGUAGAAAAAGGCUAUUCCUUCAGUUUAGACUCUUGUCUCUCCGUUUUCACUCUCAAGAAAAGGAAAAUAUAAAGCAACUUCUAGAGAGAGACAAACCCUAGUUUGGUAAAUUCCGAGUAAUAUGGGAAGACCACCUUGCUGUGAUAAAAUUGGUGUUAAGAAAGGGCCAUGGACUCCUGAAGAAGACAUCAUCUUGGUUUCAUACAUUCAAGAACACGGUCCUGGAAAUUGGAGAGCUGUUCCUACCAAUACUGGUUUGCUUAGAUGCAGUAAGAGUUGCAGGCUGAGAUGGACUAAUUAUCUCCGGCCAGGGAUCAAGCGUGGUAACUUCACCGAACAUGAGGAGAAGAUGAUUAUACAUCUUCAAGGAUAUGCUAAACAAAAUUCCUUUAACAACCCUUCAAUUGGGCCAAGUUCCAGUCCUAGUGAAGGGACCAUUAGUGCCACAACACUGGAGGGAUUUGACUCGUUUAUUGGCUUUAACUCUUCCAAUUCCGAUGUUUCUCAAUCUGAGGGUGAACGCAAAUUUAUUGCUGCAAAUUUCACACCAGAAACUGGGAUUUUACAGGGGCAGAGCAAGACAAAUUUAGACAUCCAAAUGCCCCUUGCUGUGCUGGAAAACUGGCUCUUUGAUGAUGCUUCUGCACAAGGACCAGAAGGAUACCUAAUGGACAUGUCUUCGGAAGAAACUGCUGAUUUGUUUUGA